CGGCGUGGGGUGGAGCGCUCGCCGCGGCCGCGGAAAGGGGCGCCCAGCGGAACUACUGCUCCCAGACCUGCCCGGGCCCCGCAUCUCUGCGCCGCGGAGGUCUCAGGCGCCGAGCACUACAACUCCCGGCAUGCCGUGAACCUGACGGCCCUGGCUGUGCGGCGGCAUCCAGCCCGCCCUCCCGCCUGGCGCUCCCGCCGGCUCCCCGGCGCUGCACUGGCCGCGCGCGGAGCUGGGACGCGAGCCAUGGAGGACACGCAGCCCCCGCAGCAGGGUAGCAGCAAGCCGCACCUGGAGAAGCUGACCCUCGGGAUCACCCACAUCCUCGAAUCUUCCCCAGGUGUGACAGAGGUGACCAUAGAAGAAAAAGCACCUGCUGAACGUCAUAUGAUUUCUUCAUGGGAACAAAAAAAUAACUGUGUGCUUCCUGAGGAUGUGAAGAACUUUUACCUGAUGACGAAUGGCUUUCACAUGACAUGGAGUGUAAAGCUAGAUGAGCAUAUCAUCCCAUUGGGCAGCAUGGCAAUUAACAGCAUCUCAAAGCUGACACAACUCAACCAGUCUUCUAUGUACUCACUUCCUAAUGCACCAACUCUGGCAGAUCUGGAGGAUGACACACAAGAAGCCAGUGAGAACCAACCAGAGAAGCCUCAUUUUGAUUCUCGCAGCGUGAUAUUUGAGCUGGAUCCUUGCAAUGGAAAUGGGAAGGUUUGCCUUGUCUACAAAAGAGGAAAACCAGCAUUACCACAGGACACUGAGAUCUGGUUCCUGGACAGAGCAUUAUACUGGCAUUUUCUGACAGACACCUUCACGGCCUACUAUCGCCUGCUGCUCACUCACCUGGGGCUGCCCCAGUGGCAGUACGCCUUCACCAGCUAUGGCAUUAGUCCACAGGCCAAGCAAUGGUUCAACAUGUAUAAACCCAUCACCUACAACGCCAGCCUUCUCACUGAAGAGACCGACUCCUUUGUCAACAAGCUGGAUCCCAGCAAAGUAUUCAAGAGCAAGAACAAGAUCUUAAUUCCAAAAAAGAAAGGGCCUGUUCCGCCUGUUGGUGGCCAGAAAGGGCCUUCAGCACCUCCUUCCACCACUAAAUCAUGCCCUGGUGCUGGAAACCCUGUAAGGAAAUGAGUGACCCACCCACCUUCCCAGCACCAUGGUAAUGAUUUCCAUGCACUAUGCCCCAGGGGUGGUCUCAGAGCCUGUGUGAGGACCAUAGGCCUCUACUCAUAGGAACAAAAAUCCCACACUUUUAUCCCUACUGGCAUUAGCCAGGAGUUGAAAAGUUUGGGUCUCCCUGAUAACCCUAGCAGCAGGUUGUGCCACCCCUUGCCUCCAAAAGCUGUGCAGGAUUUCAGAUGCUAUUUGAAUGUCUGAAUCUGUUUUGUUUUUUUUUUAGCCCCCUUGCCUUCUACCCCUCAGCAGUGAUUUAGAAAAGCCCCACAAAGAAACAACUGAGGCAUUAGAAUUGCACUCACUGUUCAUUUAGUAGCCACAUGUGGCUAUUUAAAUUUAUAUUUAAAAUUCAGUUCCUCAAAUGCGUUAGCCACAUUUCAAGCUUUAAUGUGUCUAGUGGACUCUGUUAGAGACUAUAGAACGCUUCCAUAAUUACACAAGAUUAUAUUGGACACUAUAUUUGAAUCUUUUCAUAUUGCUUUCCCUCAGAUCAGUUAAUUUUUGUUAAGAGAAUGUUGAUACCUGUGGUGGGUUAAAAUGUUCCAUGAAAAUUCUUGAUAUGAUUGCAUGUUCUUUAUAUCUUUUAACACAACUCUCACUGGUGAUUUCUUAUCACUUUCCUAUAAAGUUUCUUGCUUCCAAUUUUGUGUUUCGAUAUUGA
Condylura cristata (star-nosed mole) is the source of this 1837-nucleotide messenger RNA. RefSeq names its product tubulin polyglutamylase complex subunit 2 (gene TPGS2). The record is from RefSeq and is a predicted model, not a curated record. Bases 247 to 1131 code for a protein of 294 amino acids. Gene Ontology annotation, biological process: protein polyglutamylation. Lineage: Eukaryota; Metazoa; Chordata; Mammalia; Eulipotyphla; Talpidae. The transcript is spliced from 7 exons.